GUUCACCGCCGCCGCUACUUCACAGGGGGGAGGGGGAAUCUUAUUUCUUUCUUCUUCUGGGAGAGUUGUCCUAAUUGUGAUGUCGCUCUCUGCAUGUGUGUGAGUGAGUGAGUAGGGAGAGAGUGCGAGUGUGCUAGUAAAAGAGUGAGUGAGUGCGAUUUCGAGACACUCUCGUGUUGAAUGAAUGAAUGAAUGAAUGAGAGAGUAUGCUGCUGUGAGGGUUGCGGGUGUUUUCUCUUUCUCUUUCCCUCACUCUUUCUCUCGAUGUGUUAGGGUUUCCUACUCUUGCUCAGCUAAUCAGUGUUGCGUGCGAGGGGAGUCGAUUUUAACUCAGUACUCUUGUGAACUGAGUACGUGAUAGUAGUCCCGAUCUUCUUCUUUCUCCUCCUUUGAAAUUUUAACUCUUUUGUGGGUAAUUAAAAUUUCGGUAGCAGAUCUUAGGAAAGUUAUGUCGGUGGGAUUUUGGUGUUUGAAUGGAAAGGGUGACAAGAGAAACGGAUAGUUGAGAUGAACAGCGUUCGUGUUUUCUUAACGAAGUUUCCGGCUCUUUUUAUGUCGCGGUGCGGGGGUUUCCUGAGAUGCUGUAGGGUUGAUGGCGUUUUUUUUAGUAGAUUGGGCUAAAUUAAUGCAAAAAGGUUGAAAUAGUCGGGUGAGGUCCAUCUAUGUGUGAUGUUCGGUUUUGUGUAAGGGAUCUGAGUGCAUGGGGUGUAUUGUGUCCCUCCUUGCAGGCUGUGUUUGAACUGCUGCGAGGACUUUAUUGUCGGUCUUCAUCGUGUGUGUAAGCUGGACAAAGUCUUCAGUCCCCAGAUUCCUUGGCUUUUUUGCCGUCUUUUUGUGUUCGCGUGCGACUCGAUCUGAAAGAUUUUCUAUUGGUUCCCAUUUUUUAACUGGGAAUGCAGAUGCUCAGGGUACAAUUCAGCACUGUUAGCUUGCACUGGGUAGAGCCUUUGAUGGCCAGAGAGUCUCGGCGAAAAACUUGUGUGAGUGACAGCUUCUGAUAUGUGAUUCUCUAGCAGGUCAAUCUCGAGUUAACAGAUUCAGUUGAACCUGUACCCAAAAUGGAGAAGAGCGUCCGCAAGAGUUCAAGCUAAGAGUCAGAGGGGGAGAGAGGCAAUUCGACUUCUGGGCUCUCUCUUGCUUCCAUGGCUGGGGAGGUUUUUACCCCCUCUGUGACUCAAGGGUUCUGGGGUCCCAUUACUGCAAGCACGGAAUGGUGUGAAAUGAACUAUCAGGUCACGUCACUAGUGGCUGAGUUCUACAAUACCAUAUCUAAUAUCCCGGGUAUCAUUCUUGCAUUCUUAGGUGUCUAUUAUUCCAUCAGUCAAAAAUUUGAGAGGCGGUUCAGUGUUCUUCACUUAUCAACAAUCGCGUUGGGCAUCGGUAGUAUUCUCUUCCAUGCCACCCUUAAAUAUGCUCAACAGCAAAGCGAUGAGACGCCUAUGGUAUGGGCAAUGCUUCUUUACAUCUAUGUACUUUACUCUCCCGAUUGGCAUUAUCGCAGUACAAUGCCCACUGUCCUGUUCCUGUACGGAACUAUCUUUGCCAUUCUGCACUCGCAGUUUAGAUUUGUUGCAGGGUUCCAAAUACAUUAUGUUUUCCUGGCGUUGCUCUGUCUUCCAAGGAUGUACAAGUAUUAUAUGUACACGAAAGAUCCGCUGGCGAGAAAAUUAGCUCAUCUUUAUGUUCUCUGUCUCGCACUUGGUGCAAUUUGUUGGCUGGCGGAUCGGCACUUGUGCAGCUGGAUAUGCAAGUUAAAGGUGAAUCCCCAAGGGCAUGCUUUGUGGCAUAUUCUUGAGGGUUUCAACUCAUAUUUUGGCAACACAUUCCUGCAGUAUUGCCGAGCACAGCAGCUGAACUGGAAUCCAAGGAUAGAUUACUUGUUGGGAGUUGUACCUUAUGUGAAGGUGCAGAAAGGUGACACCGAACGGAAGGAGCAAUAAGGCUGCUUACGAGCAUCCUGGGUUUAUGACCCUUUCUGCAUGCUUGGUUAUGCUUGUGGGAGGUGCAUGGUUGCUGAGAAGAUACAAAGUAGUCAAAUUGAUGUAUGAAAGCCAACCAUUGUAAUGUAUUAUUUGUUUCUAUAGCUUAUACAUUUUAGGCUGUGAUACAUUUUGUAUAUAUGGUAAACUGAUUCUAAUGUCCAUCGAUCAAAUUUCAUGAC
This is a messenger RNA of Physcomitrium patens, 2161 nucleotides long. The record is from RefSeq and is a predicted model, not a curated record. NCBI's taxonomy places the organism in Eukaryota, Viridiplantae, Streptophyta, Bryopsida, Funariales, Funariaceae.